AUGUGGAAAUCCGAUUGGUCGUUGUGUAUCAAUGAGUCUAAAAGUGACAACGAUAAUAAUUGGUCUAAUUUGAACAGUGACAAUAAAUUGAAAUUCACACAAAUCGAUAAUAAACUCGAGAAAGAUUCUAAAAUAUCCAAAUUAUUCAAUAAUAACGUUCGAUCGUUCGGCGAUCAUGUCGAUACUUAUGAUUGGGUGAAGUGCAAAUCUAAAAGCAUACCAGGUAGAACAUAUUAUUUUAAUUUAAGAAGUGGUUGUAGUACCUGGUACAGACCAAUAUCACGUUACAUCGAUAUCCCAUAUUAUUCAAAAAAGGUGAGUUUAAAAAAAAUACAAUGUUAUCUCUCGAGUCCAUCGUUACUGGUAUCGGAUAGAUACGACGAGGUAUCAUCUUUGUCGAUUAAAUUGAAGAAAGAAAAUCAUCAUAAAAAAUGGAUACUCGAGGAACCAUGCAGUACACCUAUGAACAAUAAGAAUUCAAAUUUCGCAAGAUUUUCAUCAAGAGAAUGUAUUAACGAUAACGAAAGAAAAACAUUUUCAAAUAAUUCUCAAUCAAACGAUACCUAUUAUUACAAUGACGACAAUCGUAUGCCCAUUAAAAAUGAAAUGAAUUACAAUGACUCUGAUUUAAAUAAUGACUCCAUUAUCAUCAACAACGAUUCUACUUUCAUCGACGUGACAAAUUAUUUACAAUGUGAAUUACCAUCGGAAGAUAACGAUAUCGAAGUUACGUCCGUUGAAUUAAAUUCGACGAAUAUGAAAUUGAAAAUUAAAAAUGACGACAUUGAUAUUAAUCCUGAUCGUGCUAAAGAAUUGUCCGAGAAUGAUGUUAAUGAAAAAAAUGAAUACGUCGACGUACGAGAAACGCGGCGUCGUUUGGCGUCGCAUUUAAGAAAUAAUAUUAAUCAUCGAAAGAAUAUUUCGUCGUCCAAAAGGAUAAAAUUGAAACGUGAUCAAAGAAAAAUGACGAAAAAAAUUGUUCUUCAUACCAACGAUUCGACGGAUAAUAAUAAAAUGUUAAUGAGAAAACCGGAAAGAAUUAUUUGCAAUAUGUACGGUGUGACCACGGUGAAUUACGACGAAGUUAGUGAACUUCCGCCAAAUGUGAAAAGAUCUAAUCUGAGUGACUCAACUAGUAUAGUAUCCUCCUCCACCUCCUCCUCAUUCUCAACUACGGAAGAAAAUCGGUCUCGGUCGUCGAUCCUCAAGUGUUUCCUCGGCCAUGACGAUUUAUACGACAACAUUCUACCGCCAAAACUGAGCGAUUCAAAUUCUAGCACGUCUUCGUCCUCAUGGACGUGCGAUACAUGCAGCUCUUGCAGUUGUACUCAAUCCGAUUCUACCAAAGUAUAAAUUGAUUCUUUUAUAUACUUUUACACUACAUGUACUUAAUUUAUAUAGACACCCAAUUGGUUUAUUACGAACGAGGAUUUUUCGAUUAUUUUCGUUUGCCUUUAAACAAAC
This is a messenger RNA of Vespa velutina, 1464 nucleotides long. RefSeq lists its product as uncharacterized. The transcript is spliced from 2 exons. Gene Ontology annotation, molecular function: protein binding. NCBI's taxonomy places the organism in Eukaryota, Metazoa, Arthropoda, Insecta, Hymenoptera, Vespidae. Bases 1 to 1353 code for a protein of 450 amino acids. The record is from RefSeq and is a predicted model, not a curated record.